This is a messenger RNA of Branchiostoma belcheri (Belcher's lancelet), 1339 nucleotides long. RefSeq names its product archaemetzincin-2-like. Gene Ontology annotation, biological process: proteolysis. The transcript is spliced from 2 exons. Lineage: Eukaryota; Metazoa; Chordata; Leptocardii; Amphioxiformes; Branchiostomatidae. Gene Ontology annotation, molecular function: metallopeptidase activity. Bases 195 to 1193 code for a protein of 332 amino acids. The record is from RefSeq and is a predicted model, not a curated record.
CAACUUGCUGGACAAAAACACUUGGUCCAGUAGAAGAGUAGUUCAACUGUUCAUUUAAGCUCAUUUGAGCUAAACUGGUUGAAGAUCACUUUUCACAAGAGUUACUAUAAGAAACGUUUGACGGACAGUUUUGAUGGUGAAACAUCUUGUACACAUUUGUAGCUGUAAUAACUCGCAUUUGAUUCUGACACACAAUGCAGGACAAAAACACUAAAUAUGUUGUCGGAAGUCUGAAAAAGUUUGAUAAUGUCACUCAGAAGUUCUAUCAGCUCAGUAGCGACUGUCUUCAGAACAGCCCAGCACCAAGUCCGGACCAGUAUAACCUGUUCACCCCCAUUCUACCGUUGGCACAUCCCAUCCACAGACAGACAUACUCCCAGUGGAAAUAUUCCAUGUUUGUCAACACCAUUUUCCGUAGGAAACGUGGACGGAACCUGUUCCUUCUCCCCAUUGGUCCAUUCCCCGAGUCCAUAACUGAAACCGCGGUGGCUGGUCGCAGACUUUGGGACUUUCUUAAAGACUUUUCUUCGGCGUUCUUUCUCGGACUCGACGUACACAUCCUACCAGAAGUUUCACUGGAAAACAUUAACUGUACAAAACGGGUGCAUAAAAAAACGAACCAGAUGCAAGUUCUAGUUGGAGACCUUUUUCUUUACUUACAAAAGAUGUGCCCUGCCGACGGUUAUUCUGUUAUCGGAGUGUCCUGGACGGACCUGUACCCGUCAGAAGACUUGAACUUCGUGCUCGGUGAAGCGUCAUUUGUUCAUGGCAGCGCGGUGAUCAGCUUCGGACGGUUUGAACCCAAGCUGUACGAGGAUGGCCUAAGAGUGAGGGAAUGUGGGAGUGAGGGAGAAGAUGAGAGAGCAGUCAUGUUGCUGAAACUCAUCAAGUCCCUGUGCCAUGAGACCUGCCACCUGUUUGGGCUGUCCCACUGUGUCUUCUUCCAGUGCCUGAUGAACGAGAGCUCCUCCAUGGACCAGGCCUUCGGGCAGCCCCUGUUCCUCUGCCCCGUGUGCCUGAGAAAACUGCAGAAGAUGUGCAAGUUUGACAUCAGGGAGAGAUACCUCACGUUGAGAGAUAUGCUGUUGAAAUGUUGUGAGGAAGUGGAGUCUCGGUAUUUUGUCAACUCUGCAAAUUGGCUCGAUAAGUGCUUGUCUUUUCUAGAUAAUCAUGAUGAGGCAGAAAGAAGCUGAUUUUGGUGAAAUUUUCCUUAACAUAGUCAAUUUAAGUCUAUACAGUCAAAUCUGUGCAAGUGACCAAGUAUACACACCUGGCCAAUGUGACCACACAGUAGAUAAUUUUUCUCUAUAGAUACAAGAGGGCCUGCAAGCUCUUUUUC